GCAUAUCGGGAUAUUUCCUGUACUUCAAUGGGCUGAAUAGUGCUAGUUGGUCAUUUUACUGCAAGACAUUGGUUAGAUUGAAAUCAGAAUUCAGAGACGAUUUUAUCCUGGAAGAUCCUGAUACAGCUUGUAUGCCAAAUCUCAAGUAUCUCCAUCAUGGGUAGAUUGAAUUUUCAGACAAUGGAUCGGUUCAAAGGCUCUUCUCUCGGUGCUGCAUGCUUGAGGAAUUGGUCGUACAAUGUUGUAGAUUGGAAGAUACAAGAAAAUUCGGUGUUUCUGAUUAACGCACCAAGUCUUGUCUACUUUGAGAACUUUGAUUUGGUAGCAAAACACUAUUCAUUGGUAAGCCUGCAGUCUCUUACUGAAGCCCUAAUUGAUAUUGGACCAAAAAUUUUUUCCUUCUUCCAUCACACUGCUGCAGCAGAUCUGCUGAGAGGAGUUAGUACCAUUCAGUCACUACAUUUUGGUAGUAGGUUUUCGAUGUUAUGUGUUUUUGCAUUGUUUUGAUCUUCUCAUUUUCAAAACAUGAAAUAAGAUUUAUUGAUAUUGCAUAAAAUUCUCCUUCUCAUUUGCAGGCUUAUGGACUUCAUCAAGUUCCCAAGUUCCCUAACUUGACUUAUCUAAAGUUAAAUACUUCCUACUUUUGUGACUGGGAAAGCAUACCUGGUAGUUCUCCCUGUCU
Messenger RNA from Durio zibethinus, 682 nucleotides. Lineage: Eukaryota; Viridiplantae; Streptophyta; Magnoliopsida; Malvales; Malvaceae. The record is from RefSeq and is a predicted model, not a curated record.